This is a messenger RNA of Ceraceosorus bombacis, 1332 nucleotides long. The record is from the annotation of a GenBank genome assembly. Lineage: Eukaryota; Fungi; Basidiomycota; Exobasidiomycetes; Ceraceosorales; Ceraceosoraceae.
AUGAACGAGUCGCCGGAUAGCGUGCAAAUUCCCAGCAGCUCUUCGCCACGACCUCGAUCUCUUCGCAGCGUCUCCUCCACUUCCUCUUCACCACUGCAGCUUCCCAGCGACACCUUGGCUCUGCUCGGACAGUUCCAAGAGCAGAAAGAGGAGGAGCAAGAAAGGUUCAGACAAUUGGAGGAGAGGGCAGAAAUUAGGAGAAGAGCUGCUGCACAAGAAGCGCUGGCAAGUAAAAUCUCGCAUCUGAGCUUGGAAGAGGAGAGCAAGCGGUCGGAAAGUCAUGCUGCGCCUGUAAGGAUAGCGAAGCCUGCAGGCUCGACGGAAGCGAAAGGGGCGAUCAAGAAGAAAAAGAAGAAAAAGAAGAAAAAGAAAAGCAUGAUCAACGGCGUGGACACAACUGAGGUAACAACGAAUGAUGAGACCGACGCGCUGGUCGAGCGUAUGAGUGUCGAAGAUUUCCGCAAGGGCUUUGGGGAAGAUUGGCAGCUCAGCCAAUUCUGGUGAGUUCGUGCUGCCACUUGUACAGCUCGCAGACGCAGCGUCUAUCUUCUGGCGGUAUCCUUGCGGGAGCUGGUGUGCGCUUCUGAAGACUGUCGAAGCGACAUUGCAUCGCAAGUCGGCAUCAAACUUGCUCGCCAUCGUGGGGUCCCACUUUCUGCAAGCGCACCCAGAAUCUACCUUUCAAUCCUGCUGUACUCACUGCCCAACACGGUGUCUUGACAGGUACUCUGCAGGAUUUGCGGCAAGACUCGCACACCUCAUGGCUCCUAUCUUGUCCAGCAGCGAUGUUCUGGUAUUCAUAUCUUCCCCGACGGCGUACGUUGGCUUUCAGCAUGCAUACAAUCGCAAGCAGACGUACCUGCUCGAAUACGAUCGGAGGUUCGAGCUGAUCGAUGCGGAAGAAUUCGUCCACUACGACCUCGAAGAGCCCUUGAGAGUGCCCGCGCAUCUCAAGGGGAAAGUCGGCUUCGCCGUCGUUGAUCCUCCAUUUCUGAACGAGGUGAGUACUGAUUUCUACGGCUAUUGUCAGCAGGUCUCAGCGCGCCCAAUGCUGAAAGCUCACAACGCCGCUGGUCAUGCUUCGGCAAUGUGCAGGUCACCUCUCGAAAGGUAGCAGAGACGGUCAAGGAGCUAUUGGCUCCAGAUGGACGCAUGCUAUUGCUCACUGGUCGGAGUAUAGCGGACGCGGCGUGCGGCAUUUACAAAGAGGUGGCGGGUGUGAAACUCAAAGAGACAGCUUUGAAGGUGGAACACGCGGGAGGAUUGGCAAACGCAUUCGGGGCAUGGGCCAGCUGGCCAGACGCCGAGAAGUUUGGAAUCGACGGCACGUGA